AUGGAGGAUAGGAUUCACUUUGAUAUCAACGACUCUCUCAAAUUCUAUUUGAGCGACCCGACCUCUGUGCCGACUCCUGAAGCUGACUCCGAGUUAUUGGAGUUCGAAGCCGAGCCGGAGCAGCUGUCCAGCGCAAUCAUCGACAAUGUACUAAACUCGAUCGUAGAUGCGGUGGCUGAGAAUCCAGAGGGGCUAUCCAGAGCAUCCUCAUUUGAUUCAUUGCAGUUUCUUCUGAAGUGCGCCUUCGCCCCUAAUCCCGAGGCCUUCGUUGGCCCAUUUGGUCCCAAUUCUGAACUUUUGAAUUCUUACAGAUAUUCCACCUUUCUUCCGACGAAGUCCUUGAGCAAGCUCCUCGACUUGAUAGUUUCUGGUUUAUCGGUUGAGGCUGAUAUUAUCCAUGGAGAUCUCGAAUCCGAUGAACAGGACAGCAUCCAACACCAUAAGGAGCUCCUGGAGAUGUAUGGCUUCGUUCUGCAAUGGGCACUCUCCGCUGUCGAGUUGAAGGCUGCCGAAAAGCCAGCAGAAACCGCGCCCGCCCGGCGGGGAACUGGUAAGUCUGCGAGGUCUAAAGCCACCAAGGACAGCAACUGGGAUGGAACAGCCCAAAUUCAGGUAGCAAUGGAGACCAUGUGCAAAGUCAUGAAGUUAAAACUCAGCAAAAUAUUUCUUACCACAUCGGACCGAGAUACGUUUAUCAACCUGUUCACCCGCUCAAGUUAUCUCAUUUUGGAGAGCGAGCAGCGAGUGAAAAGCAUGGCGAUCCGGAUGCAUGCCUUCAAAGUCUUAUGUAUCGCAGUGAAGCACCACGGCCAUGGAUUUGGUGCCCAGACAUCUAUCGUGCAAAGCUUGACAUACUUCGAGCACCUGUCUGAACCGAUGGCAGAGUUUUUACAUAUCCUCGCAGAGCAAUACGACUACCCGCAAUUAUCAGAUGAGAUUCUAAAGGAACUCGGAAACAAAGAAUUCAACUCGAAUGACACUCGAGGCCCAAAAUCAGUUUCUGCAUUCAUAAUCAAGCUUUCCGAGCUUGCUCCCAGGCUCAUUAUUAAGCAAAUGACGCUGCUCGCCAAACAAUUGGACAGUGAGUCAUAUACCCUGCGGUGCGCCGUCGUCGAAGUAUGCGGAAACCUCAUAGCCGAUCUUAGCAAGCAGGAAGAGCGAACAGACAACUACAAAACACAGAUCAACGCAUUCUUUGAUGUUCUUGAAGAACGGUUCCUAGACAUCAACCCUUAUUGCCGUUGCCGAGCUAUCCAAGUUUACAUGAGAAUUUGCGAUCUGGAACAGAAAUUUCCGAAACGCCGACAAGCAACUGCCGAGCUAGCGGCAAGGAGCCUCGAGGACAAGAGCAGCAAUGUUCGGCGAAAUGCGAUUAAAUUGAUUGCAAAAUUAGUGUCCACGCAUCCUUUUGGCGUCAUGCAUGGCGGACAGCUCUCCUUGAAUGAAUGGACAGAGCGGAUCGACGCCGUAGACGCCGAACUCAAUGCGCUGAGACCCCCAGAGACGCCAGGCUUCGACGCCGGAGAUGUUUCGCAAGUAGACAGUGAGCUCUUGGAUGAUGCAACGCAAUUACCAGACGAAUCGCCCUCAAAAGCACCGCAUAUUUCAGAAGAGGAGCAGACAAUAGCGAUGAAGAAGGCCGCCGAACAAGCGGCUACGUCGGAGUUGCUCGCUCGAUUGCAACUGACCAGGAAAUAUUACAACGAAGCGAUCCGCUUUAUUGAAGUUCUCCACACAUCAUCCAACAUUGUUACCCAGCUUCUUUCUUCUAAGAAUAAAAGCGAGGCUAUUGAGGCCAUGGACUUUUUUGUCAUGUUGGAUGCGUACAAAGUCGAAACCGCUCGCAUGGGUAUUCGACGGAUGUUAAGACUCAUCUGGACCAAAGGAAACAGUGAUGAAGGGAAAGGAGUUCAGACUCACUUGAUCGAUUGCUAUAAAGGACUCUUUUUCGAAGCGCCAGACUCGUUUAGUCCGAAUGACGCAGCGAACUAUAUUGCUCGGAAUAUGAUCAGUCUUACAUUUGGCGCGACGUCUGCCGAACUUACAUGCCUUGAACAGCUACUGAGCACUAUGAUGAAAGCAGGCCAUAUUUCCGAAGCUGUUAUUGCUAAGCUUUGGCAGGUUUACGGCGUGCAAAAGAAAGAAAUCUCCAGAACCCAACGUCGUGGUGCCAUUAUCGUUUUAGGUAUGAUUGCUUUAGCUGAUCCUGAGGUUGUCAUCAAGGAGAUUGAGAUAAUGCUCAGGAUCGGCCUUGGAAGCCUUGGAAGGUCCGACCUGGCCCUCGCAAAGUAUACGUGUAUUGCACUAAGGCGCAUGGUCCCAGGGCGCCAGGCCAAAUCGAAAGAGUCUAGCAUCUCCAAGCUGACAAACGAUCACCCUGUGCUGAUGAAGCUUGCCGCGAUGGUUGAAACAGUCUCGGAUAGCAAGGAGUGGUAUGGGGUAGCAGAACAAGCCAUUAGCGCUAUCUACGCUUUGUCGAAACACCCGGAUGUUCUUUGCUCUGAUCUCGUCAAGCGGAAAACAAGAUCUGUUUUUCAGCCGCAGAUCCGGCGGCCGUCUUCGAGCAACUCCAAUAUUGAAGAAGAACAACGGCCUGGUACAGCCUCCAGUGAUAAAUCUGCUUCAGGCCAGAAGACUUCGUCAGCGGCGUUGUCUCAACUUUUAUUUGUUGUGGGUCAUAUUGCGAUCAAACAGAUCGUUCACCUAGAACUGUGUGAGCUUGACUUCAAGCGUCGCAAGGCAGAACAGGAGAAGAACAAACCUCUCAACGCAGCAGCUCAGAGCCACGAUAAUCCGGCUGAGAAUGACGAGUUGGACCUCAUCGGUGGAACAACAGAAGAUGACUUCACGGAAGCAAUGGCACAUAUUCGUGAACGGGAAUUGCUGUAUGGCGAGAACUCAUUGCUGUCAAAUUUCGGGCCAUUGGUUGCAGAGAUCUGCGCAAACAACAACACCUACUCUGAGCGCAAUCUUCAAGCAGCGGCAACUAUAUGCAUGGCCAAGUUGAUGUGUGUCUCUGCCGAGUAUUGUGAGAAGAACCUUCCCCUCCUGAUCACCAUAAUGGAACGCUCCGAAGACCCCAUCGUCCGGAGUAAUGCAGUCAUUGCUCUUGGUGAUAUGGCGGUGUGCUUCAAUCAUUUGAUUGACGAGAACACGGACUUUCUCUAUCGGCGGCUUAACGAUGAUGACGCUUCUGUCAAGCGCACUUGCCUGAUGACGCUCACGUUCCUUAUCCUAGCGGGACAAGUCAAGGUUAAGGGACAACUGGGCGAGAUGGCAAAAUGCUUGGAAGACGAUGACAAAAGAAUUGCUGAUUUGUCCCGCAUGUUCUUUACAGAGUUGGCAGGCAAGGACAAUGCUGUUUACAACCACUUCGUUGACAUGUUCAGUCUCCUAAGCGCUGAGCGCAAUCUGGAAGAAGGAGCACUCAGGCGCAUUAUAAAGUUCCUGAUAGGUUUUAUUGAAAAGGAGAAACAUGCUCGUCAGCUAGCAGAGAAACUAGCCGCUCGACUUCCAAGAUGCGAAACCGAACGGCAGUGGAAUGAUGUCGCAUACACACUGUCUCUUCUACCUCAUAAGAAUGAGGAAAUCGCAAAAACGGUGGCCGGCGGUUUCAACAAAGUUGUCAACACGGCGGCUGCAUAG
This is a messenger RNA of Aspergillus mulundensis, 3645 nucleotides long. RefSeq names its product condensin subunit YCS4. The record is from RefSeq and is a predicted model, not a curated record. Bases 1 to 3645 code for a protein of 1214 amino acids. Gene Ontology annotation, biological process: meiotic chromosome condensation; mitotic cell cycle; mitotic chromosome condensation. Gene Ontology annotation, molecular function: histone binding. Gene Ontology annotation, cellular component: nucleus; condensed chromosome, centromeric region. NCBI's taxonomy places the organism in Eukaryota, Fungi, Ascomycota, Eurotiomycetes, Eurotiales, Aspergillaceae. The transcript is spliced from 5 exons.